GAGUGAAAUUAAGGAUAGCGGGGUCCGCACUCCACGCUCCUUUACAAAAUGAUGUCAUCUCACGACUUCAUCAACAUUUCUACAUUUCAUUAGUUUACUCUGCAAGACACUUGUAAGCUACCCCAAAGACAAAACCCAUUUUCAGACACCUUCUGCUCUAAAUAAGACCAUCCUUCGACACCACUUUUAUCCAAACCAACAAUUUUUUCGAUUCCAUCAAUCAAAUUUUACAAGUAUUCUGUCGAUCAGUUCUUGUUUCAAAGUAUUCUGAUUCUCCUUAUCAGCUCAAUUCUCUCUUAAAAUUUUCUUAUGAAUUUCAUUUUCAUAAAAUUAUCAGAUAUGGAAGAAGACUUUAUAGAAUCAGAGGUUCUUUGGCCUGAUGAUACUCAAAAGGAAAAUGAAAACGAAAACGAAAAUAAAGUUAAAGGGGUGAAAAAGAAAAAUAAAGUGUCUCCACUUCCUUCUUCUGAUGAUGAUUAUUAUUGGCGAUUAGAGAAAAUUCCCAUGAAGAAAAACAAGACAACUACUGCUUCUAUGCCUUUGGAUAUUAUUCCGGUCAAGGUUACCGGUGAUUCAAGAAUCCAGGAUGAUAUUUACAAGACCAAGGAUGAUGACGACGGGAAAAGAGGAGAAGAAAUGGUGCCACCACAUCUAAUGAUGAUUCGUAAAAGGAAUUACCUAAAUAAUCAAAUGGCAUUUUCUGUUUGUUAUGGAAAUGGAAGAACACUUAAAGGAAGAGAUUUAUGUCGAGUCAGGAAUUCUGUUCUUCGGAUGACUGGAUUUCUUGAAACUUGCUGAUUUCAUCAGUUCUCCGUCAAUCGGAUAUAUCGUAUCAUAUCGAUGUCGUUGUUCUUUUUUAUCGAAUCACCGUCGUCGUCACCAGAUUAAUUUCAUUUCUUUUUUAACUAGAAAAAAAAUAUAAAAAUUAUUUAUAUAGAAAAAGUUUUUUUUUUUUAAUUAA
Messenger RNA from Papaver somniferum (opium poppy), 961 nucleotides. RefSeq lists its product as uncharacterized. Bases 310 to 798 code for a protein of 162 amino acids. NCBI's taxonomy places the organism in Eukaryota, Viridiplantae, Streptophyta, Magnoliopsida, Ranunculales, Papaveraceae. The transcript has a single exon. The record is from RefSeq and is a predicted model, not a curated record.